Messenger RNA from Vicia faba (fava bean), 339 nucleotides. The record is from the annotation of a GenBank genome assembly. NCBI's taxonomy places the organism in Eukaryota, Viridiplantae, Streptophyta, Magnoliopsida, Fabales, Fabaceae.
AUGGUGCACCUCUUGUUAACUUCAAUCAAGAAAGAGAUUAAUUGUACCGUUUCUAAAAGAUACUUUUGUCACACAUUUUCUUCUAUGGCACCUCAACAAGAUCUUGCUAAGAUAGGGUUAGAAGGCUUUGCUCUAAUUGAUGCGUUUUAUGGUCCACGUCCACCAUCAAAAAUGUCCUCUAAUGGGGGAAGGAAGAGACAGGUUCAUAACAAAGAUCAGUACAACAAGGAAGAGAUCAAUAGCAUGGAUGCAGCUUAUAAUUAUGGUGGAAUUAUGGUUGUCAAUUAUCCUAAACCUAAGAACCGUUGGGGUAAUAUCUUUAAGGCCUUCAAAUCUUGA